GCUUCUAUUUUCAAAAUCCACGCAAAGAUCGUUUUCAACAUCCAGCCUUGCGAUCGCACUGCACCAAAAAUCAGAUCAGAAAGGAAAAAAGGAGAAGGAAAAAACUCAAGCAACAAUAAAAGAGGCAAAAAUGCUGCGUGGCGCUCCCACCUGGACCCCACAGGCCCCUCUCUGGGCGCACACAGCCCUGCCCACCCCAGGUCUCUUGGAAUUUUGACCUUGGCUUUUAAGAGAAAAAAGGGGAGGGGAGCCCAGCCUUUGUAGUAGAUCUGCAGCCAAGCAAUCCUGCGUCCUACUAAGAUGGCCUACAGAUGGAUACAGACUGUUGGGGAGUGCUUACCUUUGUUUCCCUUUAGUUGGGUGCCAGGCUCCCUCUUAACCCCAUGGGUCAGGUGUGAGCGUGAAAGGGGAUGGUUUCUGGCGUAGAGACCUGAGCCACUUCCCCUGAAGGGCCAAGGUUGGAAAGCACCGGGCCCCUGAGCGCUAUGGGCUCGGUGGCUAAGGGCACCUCGCUGCCUUCUCGGGGGUUCGGUGGGGGGAUUAUUCCCAGCUCCAGCUCUUCCCCCGAUUCCGGUUCCAAGUCAUGUCUUUCCUACUAAAGUGGUCAUUUGGAGAAUUCGACAACGCACCCUUCAUUUAAACAAAAGCGCCCCAGCCUCUGGGAUCAAAAAUGUGACCUGAAAAUCAAGGUUGGUGAUCAGCUCAUCAACGCCCAUAAGUUUGUGCUGGCCGCGCGCAGUGAGAACUGGAGCUUGACCAGUCUGGCUUCCACUGAAGAACUGGACCUUUCGGACGCUGAUCCUGAGGUGACCAUGGCCUUGCUCCGCUGGGUCUACACCGAUGACUUGGAGCUCAAGGAAGAUGAUGUCUUCUUGACAGAGCUGAUGAGGCUGGCCAACCGCUUCCAGCUGCAGCUCCUGCGGGAAAGGUGUGAGAAAGGAGUGAUGUCCUUGGUAAAUGUGAGAAAUUGUAUCCGUUUCUAUCAAACUGCAGAAGAACUGAACGCUACCACUCUGAUGAACUAUUGUGCGGAAAUCAUCGCCAGCCACUGGGAUGACCUGAGCAAGGAGGACUUCAGCAGCAUGAGCGCCCAGCUGCUCUACCAGAUGAUCUGUUCCAAGACGCAGCACGCCCUGCACAAGGCCAUCCGGCUGGAGCGCGAGGACGUCGUCUUCCUCUACCUCAUCGAGAUGGACGCGCAGCUGCCUUUGAAGCUGAACGAGCUGGAUCCCAACGGAGACCUCGCUUUGGAUCUCGCCCUUUCCCGGAGGCUGGAGAGCAUCGCCACCACCCUUGUGAGCCACAGGGCGGACGUGGACAUGGUGGACAAGAGCGGCUGGAGCCUGCUGCACAAAGCCAUCCAGAGAGGGGACAGCUUUUCAGCCACCUUCCUCAUCAAGAAUGGCGCCCUGGUGAACGCCGCCACCGCGGGGGCCCAGGAGACCCCACUGCACCUGGUGGCCUCGUCCAGCUGCAGGAAGGGCACGGCGGAGGCUGCCUCCGAGAUGGCGCGGAUCACCGAGUCCCUGCUGCAGGCUGGGGCCAAUCCCAACAUGCAGGACGCCAGAGGGAGGACUCCGUUGCAUGCUUCGAUCAUUGCCCGGAACGACGUUGUCUUCAGUCAGCUCCUGCAGUGCAAACAGCUGGACUUGGAGCUCAAGGACCAUGAGGGCAGCACAGCCCUGUGGCUCGCCGUCCAGUACAUCACGGUGUCUUCGGACCAAGCGGUGAACCCCUUCGACGACACGCCUGUGGUCAACGGCACCUCCUUUGAUGAGAACAGCUACGCGGCCAGGCUGAUCCAGCGGGGCAGUCACACGGACGCGCCUGACACGGUGACGGGGAACUGCUUACUGCAGCGGGCGGCCAGCUCUGGCAACGAGGCCGCGGCCCUCUUCUUGGCGGCCAGCGGAGCCAAGGUCAAUCACAAGAACCGAUGGGGAGAGACGCCACUGCACACGGCCUGCCGGCACGGCCUGUCCACCCUGACAGCCGAGCUCCUGCAGCAGGGCGCUAACCCGAACCUACAGACGGAGGAGGCCCCACCCGCGGCCCCCGGUCCCGCCGAGGGCGUCUACCUCCAGACCCCGCUGCACAUGGCCAUAGCCUACAACCACCCCGACGUGGUGUCCGUCAUCCUGGAGCAGAAAGCUAACGCCCUCCAUGCGCUCAAUUCCCUGCAAAUCAUCCCAGACUUCAGUCUCAAGGAUUCCAGGGACCAGACUGUGCUGGGGCUGGCGUUGUGGACCGGCAUGCACACGAUAGCGGCCCAGCUGCUGGGGUCGGGGGCCUCCAUCAAUGACACCAUGACCGACGGGCAGACGCUGCUGCACAUGGCCAUCCGGCGGCAGGAUGACAAGAGCGCCCUCUUUUUGCUGGAGCACCAGGCCGACAUCAACAUCCGGACCCAGGAUGGCGAGACUGCCCUUCAGCUGGCCAUCAGAAACCAGCUCCCCCUGGUGGUUGAUGCCAUCUGUACCCGUGGGGCCGACAUGUCCGUUCUGGACGACCAGGGAAACCCCCCACUGUGGCUCGCCCUAGCAAGUGACCUGGAAGACAUUGCCUCUACUCUGGUGAGGCACGGCUGCGAUGCCACGUGCUGGGGCCCCGGCCCAGGUGGGUGCCUCCAGACGCUCCUGCACCGAGCCAUCGACGAGAACAACGAGGCGGUCUCCUGCUUCCUCAUCCGCAGCGGCUGUGACGUGAACAGUCCCAGACAGCCGGGGGCCAACGGAGAAGGGGACGAAGAAGCCAGAGAUGGGCAGACCCCCUUGCACCUGGCGGCCUCCUGGGGCCUGGAGGAGACGGUCCAGUGCCUCCUGGAGUUUGGGGCCAACGUCAACGUGCAGGAUGCUGAGGGGCGGACACCGAUUCAUGUUGCUAUUAGCAACCAGCAGAGCGUCAUCAUCCAAUUGUUGAUUUCCCACCCUGACAUCCGCCUGAACGUCCGGGACCGCCAAGGUCUGACCCCGUUCGCUUGUGCAAUGACUUACAAGAACAACAAGGCAGCAGAAGCCAUCCUGAAGCGAGAGCCAGGGGCUGCUGAACAGGUAGAUAACAAGGGCCGGAACUUCCUCCACGUGGCUGUGCAGAACUCAGACAUCGAGAGCGUGCUGUUCCUCAUCAGCGUCCAGGCCAACGUGAACUCCCGAGUCCAGGACGCCUCAAAGCUGACUCCCCUCCACUUGGCAGUCCAGGCGGGGUCUGAGAUCAUUGUCCGCAACCUGCUUCUUGCAGGGGCCAAGGUGAAUGAACUGACCAAGCACCGCCAGACCGCCCUGCACCUGGCCGCCCAGCAGGACCUGCCCACCAUCUGCUCGGUGCUCUUGGAGAACGGGGUCGACUUCUCUGCUGUGGAUGAGAACGGGAAUAACGCUCUCCAUCUUGCGGUCAUGCAUGGUCGGCUGAGCACCAUCCGGGCCCUCCUGACCGAGUGCAGCGUGGAUGCCGAGGCCUUCAAUCUCAGGGGCCAGUCACCGUUACACAUUCUGGGCCACUACGGCAAGGAGAACGCGGCCGCCAUCUUUGAGCUCUUCCUGGAGUGCAUGCCCGAGUACCCACUGGACAAACCCGAUGCCGAAGGGAACACAGUGCUGCUUUUGGCCUACAUGAAAGGCAAUGCCAACCUGUGCCGGGCAAUCGUGCGCGCGGGGGCUCGCCUGGGCGCUCACAACAACCAGGGAGUCAACAUCUUCAACUACCAGGUGGCCACGAAGCAGCUCCUGUUCCGGCUCCUGGACAUGCUCUCCAAGGAACCUCCGUGGUGCGAUGGCUCCAACUGCUACGAGUGUGCGGCCAAGUUUGGGGUCACGACACGGAAGCAUCACUGUCGGCACUGUGGACGCCUCCUUUGCCACAAGUGCUCCACCAAGGAGAUCCCCAUCAUCAAGUUUGACCUGAACAAGCCCGUGAGAGUCUGCAACAUUUGCUUCGACGUUCUGACCCUGGGGGGGGUCUCGUAGGGAGCCGGGGACCACCCUGGCUCUGUUCUCCUCGGCCCCAGCAGCAGCCCAGCUCGCCAGCCCCGCAGCCAGGGAGAGGGGGAAGGCAGUGGCGACGGCCUUUGCCUCCCUCCGGCAACAGACUGAAAAAAAUUAAGGACCCCUAGUGAUUUACUCUACUACCAAUGAUUUGUACGAUUGUCAUUGUAUCAGGCUAUGACCGAUUUCAGCCGAGGUUUAAAUUGGAAUGGACCACUUGAAGCAAGACGGUGAGUUUGACUGCAGUAGAUCCCCCAGAGAGCCCGGUGUCGAGGCCUGGGGUAAGGGAGGAGGCCGAGAUAGCUCGGCCGGGCUAGCCGCGGCUCGAGCCGACUGUGUGCGGCCGUGGGCUUCCCCGGUGGGUUCUUCCCGCCAGGAAGCCUUCCCACAGCUCAGUAGUGCUAGCGGGCACUUUGUAAACAGGGUUCACAGAAGGAUUGCCAGGGAAAAAGUGGCCUUAACAACAGAAAGCUUUACCAGGGGGCAUCCCCGCUCUCCCGCUCGGUGCACAGGCAGCAGGCUGCCCUUCUCCACCACGUUUGGGGUGCGGGGCCGCUCCCCGGAGGUGCCCCUGCCCGGUGGACACCAGGAGGGAGCCGUGUACUCGAGGUGGUGACGCUGGUGGGUCUCGCGCUGCAUCCCAGCCCGUGCGCACACCCACACAGAAAACCUGGAGCCCACGUGACCCCCCGCUCCUGGUCAGGGCGAGAAAGACCCGUGUUUAUCCCACAUGGGGCAUUUUUUUUGGACUGUUUCAUUCAUGUGGCUCCAGAGGCCAAGAAGAGAUGGGUCCUCCAUCCCUCGCCAGGGUCCCACCCCCCUUUUCCUGGUCCUCUCCUCCUCAGUGUGGUCCCCAAAGGCCAGAGGAACUUUGUGGUGGCCCCCUCCCUGAGGACUGGGAAGGAGAAUGGGCGUUGUGCCCUUUCUCAAAGAUGAGGCUGUUACAGCAAGGGAGGCUGCCUUCCCCCCUACCCCAGAAGUGCUCGUGACAAGAGGAACCGUCUCCUCUGCCUCCUCGGCUUCUCCGCCGAGCCCCGGCCCCAUAGGGCAGCGUGUCACUGGGCCGGCUGAGCGUGGAGGGACCGACGGCCCCGGACUCUCGCUUGCUUCCAGAGCUGUGGCGGGUGUGCUUCUGUUGCUGUACGUGGGUGCUGCCCGCAGGCGUACACACGCGCACACGCGCCAAUCCACGCACACUGUGAUAUGUAGCGCAGUGUCAGAAACACGCGCUACUUGGGCUGUUUUUGUGCUUUAGAAAGAACACACGCGUGUUUCAGGCCAGAGUUUGUCCGUGGUCGUCGUGUUUGGCACAAAAGUUCAUUCGGGACCAUUUGUUCCGGGCUGUCGCCUUCCACGCGGGGCCUGCUGGAAACCAGAACCUGCCCCCUGGGUGGCGAGGAGUCAGGGAUGCCAGCCUGUGCCAUGUCCCCACACUGCCCCCUCCCUUUGCGGCCCCCAGCCCGCUUCCAUGCUGGAGGCCCUCGGGCGUUUGGGCAUCUGCCUCAUAAGAAACCAUGUUCUCGAGUUUUGUAAGUCAUACUUCAUUCUUUAAUCCAAAUCCCUCGAAUUAUGUUCCGGGGCUCAGCCCCAGCCUCCAUCCACUUCUGCCGCCGCCUCCUGCCUUGUCGUUAACACUUGGGUCUGAAUCACCUGUGGGAGUGUGCGGGCACAUGCGUGCUUGUGGGCGGGCAGGGUCAGUCCGGACGCUGCAGCUCAGCCUGCCCCCCGUACCCCACACUCAGGCUUGGGGGGGCAUCUGGGGCAGCCCGGGCUCUGCCACGGGCACGUGGGCACCUGCGGUCAGGGCACAAACGGCCUUCCCGGGCGCCUUCGGAACUUCCGGGCUGCUCUAAGCACUGUUUGGGCAGCGGCUCUGGGCAGCCCCGGGAGGACACAGAUCCUCCUCAGUCACAGCUGGAAAGGCCCAGAGCCCUCACAAAGGGGUGACCAAGCCAGGCCCAUCCCCAACUCAUGCUUGGGACCAGCGGCAGGCAGGGGACCCUGAGCUCCACCGGGCGCCCCGGAGGGGACGAGGCAAGGGACACGGGCGCUUCGGUCAGUUGGGGUUCUUUUUGCCUCAUUUGGACCAUGUGGUCAGGGUUUAGUCCCCCACGCCCGGACCUGGAGUCCCAGUGUGAAUUCCCUUUUUUCAUGCUCUCCGUCCCCAGCACGGCCCCCACGGUGAGAGGGCGUCAGAGGGAGCAGAUCCAGCCUCUGACUGGUGGCUCCUUGUCUGUGGCCCGGCCACGAGUCCAGUGGUCAUCCCGAUCUAGCUAGGGGUAAAGAGGAAAAGGCCCAGGAGCGAGGAGGAAAAGGGGCCCCGGAAGGCAAAGCACAAAACCCCCGGGGGGAAGGAAGGCGGCGGGGGCAGGGCAGGGCGCUCCCCUAAUGGAUUUCCAAGGCCUUGUUUUCCCUUCGUGGUGUGGAGGGGCACAGACUGGCUGGAGCUUGCUCCCCAUUACCCUUCUAGAUGCCUUAAAGACUGCAGAUUCACGCCUCCACAGCUUCUUUCCGGGGGCUUCACACUGGGCCGAGUCUUAGCGACGAAGGCCCCCGGUGGCCCUGCAACCCCCGCUCUGGGGUCCUGGGCCAAAGGGGGGCGGAGGCCCGGGCAGGAGGCGAUCACCGGCUGGGGUCCCCGUGGAGUCUGUGGAAUAGAAUGUAUUUUUCCAAAUGGAUAUUUGCAUUAACUGUACCGAUUCCUUGUGAUAAUCCUAGAACGGCAUCAACCAUGUACAUUAAAAUGAAAGCCUUUGGUAA
This is a messenger RNA of Sarcophilus harrisii (Tasmanian devil), 6740 nucleotides long. RefSeq names its product ankyrin repeat and FYVE domain containing 1 (gene ANKFY1). Lineage: Eukaryota; Metazoa; Chordata; Mammalia; Dasyuromorphia; Dasyuridae. The coding region runs from base 813 to 3962 and encodes 1049 amino acids. Gene Ontology annotation, molecular function: metal ion binding; protein binding. The record is from RefSeq and is a predicted model, not a curated record. The transcript is spliced from 24 exons.